UAUGGUCCACAUAACCUUCUUAUAUAAAAAUUAUCUUAGUUUAUUGUUUAAUAACUAAAUAAAUGAAGUUGGUUUUGAAUUAACGCAGGCUUUUAAGCUUCAAUUGGAAUGGGGACUGUCAUAAGCAAAGCUGCAAAUGGUGUUGGGGGUGUUCUUGGAAAUGCAUUUGUGGCUCCAUUUAAGACUAUGUUUGGUGGAACAUGCGAGGGCGUUUGUUCAGGACCAUGGGAUAUAGUUUGCUUUAUUGAGCAUUUAUGCGUCUCCAGUCUAUUAAAACUUUUGAUGAUCUUGGUCCUUUGCUACAUAACUUUACUGUUCUUCUACAUAUUAUUCAAGGUUGGGAUUUGCCAAUGCAUUGGAAGAAGCCUUUGUAAGCUGUGCUGGGCUGCAUGUGAGGCAUAUUGGUAUGCACUAGAAGAUAUUACUUGUUUCUUGUGGCACAAGUUAAAGAACACGAAGAGGAUAAAUAGGCACAGGCGCAGGCGACACCGCCAUUUUAAAGACAUGGAACAAGGUUACAGUUCAAGUGAUGAAAGUGCAUUUGCAGAUAGUUAUCAUCAUUUAAAUAAUGUUAGUAGAAAAUACAAUAUUAUUAGGAGGAGAAGAAAAGGUUCUUCCUUUAUAUCUACAAGUGGGUAUGGUUCGCAUGGACGUCACCACCGUGUAAGGUUGAAGAGUAGAGAAGUGGGAAUUUAUGUUAAAGGGGGAUCUCGAAAACCAAGGAGUUCAAGGCAACUGCAAAUUAGUAAGAUGAGAAAUGUUCGAAGGGAAGCAAAAAACUUCAAGAGGAGGCGACUAAGAUAGGUGAUCAAGUUAUUACUGGUAUUUGAUCAUGUUCGGAGACAAUAGAAUUCUUUAUUGUAACUGAAAAUAGAAGCAAUAUAUCUAAAAUUUGAUUUCCAAAAUCAAAACCAUAUGU
Messenger RNA from Ziziphus jujuba (common jujube), 919 nucleotides. RefSeq lists its product as uncharacterized. The transcript is spliced from 3 exons. Bases 109 to 804 code for a protein of 231 amino acids. The record is from RefSeq and is a predicted model, not a curated record. Lineage: Eukaryota; Viridiplantae; Streptophyta; Magnoliopsida; Rosales; Rhamnaceae.